Molecule: messenger RNA, 943 nt
Organism: Pogonomyrmex barbatus (red harvester ant)
Lineage: Eukaryota; Metazoa; Arthropoda; Insecta; Hymenoptera; Formicidae
Product: DNA damage-regulated autophagy modulator protein 1-like
Source: RefSeq, a predicted model, not a curated record
UCUAAAGUCAUGUAUUAUCUUGUAUCGUAUAUUAAUUAGCACGCAAUAGUAUGUGUGGCGAUUGGUUCGGCGCGAACGAUAAGAGGUAGUACAGCAACGGACAGUCGUCGCUACAAGACGUCUCACGAUCAAGUAUCCUCGUGGCAUGAUAAUAUAUUCUUACGAAAAAAUCAUAAGAUUGUGCAAAAUUUCAAGCAUUAAGGACUACGAAACGAAGAUGGCAUAUGGGAAAUUGCACGUACUACCAUUGAUUCUCUUUAUCUUAAUCCCCGUGACAUUUGUGAUUACAUACACCAUAUCGGUGCAAUGGGAUCAUGUGGUGCCUGGAUUCCCUUAUAUAUCAGAGACCGGCACAUUGUCACCAGAAUCUUGCAUAUUUGCGCAAUGCCUGAAUGUCGCGGCUUUUUUACUCGGAUGUUGCGUUUACAUCAGGCAUCGACAAGUACAGCAAUGGCAGAUAGAAAAAGGCCGCGAUCUCGUAGAUAAAAAAGUUAUCAUAGCGACAACAUCCUGUGGUAUCCUCGCUUGCUUCGGUCUCGAUAUACUCGCUAAUUUUCAAGAAGCUCGCGUAGUUGCUGCUCACAUGGUGGGAGCAAUGACUUUCUUCUCUGCCGGCACUCUCUAUUUCUGUCUUCAGACAUAUCUGAGUUACAAAAUGGUACCUUCUGUGAACGGCAUAAUUGUUGUUUAUGUGCGUGCAAUUCUCUCAGCUCUCACAUUGAUAUUGACAAUUGCUACGAUCAUUCCUGGCUAUAUCUCGAUGUUCGAAUUCCAAGGUAACGAUUACAAAAAAUGGCUGCCAACGGAUGGUGGUUGGGGCUGGCAUGUUGCGAGUACUAUAUGCGAAUGGAUUCUCGCGAUUGUCUAUUGCGCGUUUCUCCUUACUUUUGUUCCGGAAUUUCGAUUAAUUAAUUUUGAAGAGCCCGUAGUCACGGUAUCUUGA